CCACCCCCCCCCCCCCCCCCCCGCCGCUUUUGCUUCCCAGCCACCCCUUUUCUUCUCCACACAUCUCUGGAAAUAAACGGUUCAAAGCCACCCAAUAUUUUCCUUCUUGCCAUCCAUUGCUUUGCUUUGUAUUAUAAAUAUAUUAACUCUCUCUUUGAUAAUAUCUGUAUGUUACCUGAAAUGGGUUCAAAUAGUACUGCUGAUGGUACAUACAAUAUCGAAAAUGAAGAAACCGAAAUCCAAUACCUCCAGAAGGGAGUGAGACAUUUAUGUGAAAGAGGGCUGACUAGGGUUCCAAGCAAGUACAUAUUGCCCGUCCAAGAACGACCCGACUUGGGAGACACUGGGAAUGCUAGCAAGCAUAACCUCAAGUUGCCAGUUAUUGAUUUUACUCAGUUGCAAGGGUCCAACAGAUCCCAAGUAAUAGAGUCCCUUGCAAACGCUUGCGAAGAAUUCGGGUUUUUUCAGUUGAUAAACCAUGGUAUCAAAGAUGAUGUUAUUCUUGAAAUUAUUGAUGUAAGCAGAAGAUUUUUCGAGCUCCCUUUCAAUGAGAGAUCAAAGUACAUGUCAAAGGAUAUUUCUUCCCCAGCUAGGUAUGGAACAAGCUUUAACCAGAACAAUGAUAAAGUAUUUUGCUGGAGAGACUUUCUGAAACUUGGCUGCCAUCCUUUACAAGACACUGUGUCCUGUUGGCCUUCUUCUCCAGCGGACUUAAGGGAAGCAGUGGUAAACUACUCGAAGAGCACCAAGUUUUUGUAUCUAAUGCUAAUGGAGGCCAUCAUGGAGAGCCUAGGAUUGGUGGAAGCUACAAAAGGCGGUGAGGGUAAAGGCAGUUUGGAGGAUUUUGAAGAUGGAAGCCAACUCAUUGUGGCGAAUUGCUACCCUGCGUGCCCUGAACCUGAUUUAACACUAGGUAUGCCACCCCAUUCGGACUAUGGCCUCCUCACUCUUCUACUUCAAGAUGAAGUUGGGGGUCUUCAAAUACAGAAUCAAGGAAGUUGGGUAACCGUGGAACCACUUCCAAAUUCUUUCGUUGUCAAUGUUGGUGAUCAUCUUGAGAUAUUUAGCAAUGGGAGAUACAAGAGCGUGGUCCAUAGGGUUCUGGUCAACUCUUGCAAGUCUCGAAUAUCUGUAGCUUCAUUGCACAGCCUGCCAUUCAAGAGCACAGUUCGGCCAUCACCUAAACUCAUUGACGAAGCAAACCCUACACGUUACAAGGAUACAGACUUCGCCAGUUUCCUCCAAUACAUUUCUAAUUCUUCCCAUGACGAAAUGGACGCCAAGACUUUCCUACAGUCCAGGAAAUUGACUUGAUCGUUUACCCAAAACCCGAUUUGAGGUACUAUUCAUGCUCACGUAAAAUGUUGAUUUUUAGGGAAUUUUAAGGACAUAGGGAGCUUAAGGAGGUCCUUGCGAAGCUCGAAGUACUUCGUUUGAAGAAAUUGGACGUCGAAAUCGUGAGAACGACGAGUUUUAAGGUUUGCCGGAUUAUCAAAGCUUUUUCCAGCGGGUUUCAAAGCUCGAAUCAGGUAUGGCUUUGUUCUUCAUUGUGAGAUCUUUAAAAUGGUUCAAGUUUCAUAAAUUUUGGGUUAAAAAUGAAGAAGAUAUAAGGAAAUGAAAAUUUCCCAGUUUCCGACGACGGCGACGGUCGCCGGAGCUGAAGGUAGAAGAUGAGAGAAUAUUCCAAUAGGUUUAACGGAAUAUUCUAAUGGCGUUAGGUCACGCCGUUAAGUUUUAUUAAGGAAUAAACAGAAUAUUCGACAGAAUAUUCCUGACGGCGUUAACUGACGCCGUCAAUGUGCCUGGCACAUAGCCGCGCGUGGGGGCGCGUCUGGCCAUUCCUUGGCCGGCGCGUGGCGGCGCAUGGGAGCUCGGAAAAAUAUUCUAAAAAUUUGGGGAUGAUCCUGAGGUUGUGUAGGUCACUGUGGUAUAUUCAUAUGCCCAAUUUAAGCAAUAUAUGAGAAGUUAUUACCUAUUGUUGGUUAUGUGCGUUAAAUAACGUUUAUUCGGUUAUUACGCCUAUAGGUGAGGCCUAUUCUCAGGACGAGCGUAAUCAAUCGAGACUCGGGGGUUACGACCCAUCGACAUAUCUAUGAGUGGACAGUUAUUUUUAGUAUAUAUAUAUAUACACACACUUGACGUUUUCCUAGAAAUCGUAUUUAAAAGGAAAUGUGAUUUAAAUGCCAUGCUAUGCCAAUGCCUAUUUUUUAUUUUAGCAUAUGCAUUAUCAUAAUUAUGCAUAUUGUUGCAUGGUGCUAUAGAGGCCUAGGUAAGCUCAGGUAAGUUAUGUUUUGGUUAUGUGAAUUGUCAAUGAUGUGAUAUGUGAUUGAAUAAUGUUGAGCUCAUAAAACUGCACCUAGGGUGAUUGUGAUUUAGCCAGCGAUAUGAAGUACAUGCAUGUUUACUAUGUCACCUCCCGCACCAUAUGCUCACAUUGGAUCCAAUUUAGGUGCACAGUCUUGUCGUACAGACCUUAAUUAUGGUUCUGACUCGUAGGUGACUAGCGAUUUAUCGCCUGGCUAUUAUGUGAGAGAAGUAUUGAGCAUAAUUUUAUUACACCCAUUAUCGUCGUACAGACCCUUGCAUUUGGUUCUGACUAUUGUGCAGUAUAUUGCCGUAUAGGUCAUUGUAGGGACUCCGGCUAGAGUGACUUUUGAGCUAUGAAAUUCAGUCGUAUAGACUACCUCAGGGGUUCCGGCUAACAUGUUAUAUUUCUAUGAAAUUAUUCUUAUUUGAAUUGCUUAUUCUGUUAUAUAUAUAGGCAUGGCAUACAUACAAAUAUGAAUCUUGAUUUUUGAGUAUGAUUUGAAAUGAUAUAAUUAUAUACAUAUUUAUGUAUUCUAUUUUCUGGGAAAGUAACCAUAUACUUGUUUUACGGCGAGGGGUUAGUAUAUUCAAAGGAAAAAUAAGGUUUUCAUGUAAAUGUGUUUUACUGGCCCACUCAACUUUGUUUUUCGCCCCUCCAGGUUUUAGAUAGCAGAGUUUGGUGGCUACGAGGAAUCCAUCGGUGUUCUGACAGAAUCCGAAAAAGUAGGAUUCACCUUCGGGUGUUGUGUCUUAGUAAUUGUCCUACUUGACUGCAACUAGAUCUUCUUAUUGCUCUGAAAGUGUAAUUAUACACUUAGACUCUCACUAGCAUCCUUUCUUAUUUGGGAUUGUUAGUCGCUUGGUUUUAAAUUGUUAGUAUUUCUUUUACUCUUUAUCGCUUCCUCUUUGCGUUCUUGGCUACGUCACUCUCACGUGACGGCCAGCACGUCUCGACUCCGGUUAGGGUGUGUCAGUUUGGUAUCAGAGCUUAGGUUGCAGUCCUGUAUCUCAUAAGAGUUUUUUUGUUUAAUAAUAGUGCAUAAUUUCAUAAACACAUCAGAAUACAUUCUAUGCCUUUGCCGAAUCCUCUGGGUGGUUAUCUUUCAAUACUUUAUGUAUAUAGUUGCAUCCUUCCAUAGUAGUUAAUCGUCGAUUUAAAGGACAUUCAAUAGGUUGUCCACUUGUGAUUAUAAACUCUUUUAGCACGUGGACUAUGACUUGAAUUGCCAUCACUAAAUACUUAAUGGUUUCAUAAAGUUUCUUCUUCAAUUUUGUUCUUGCAAAAGAUCUAUAGUUUAAACAAUGAAGAAUAACAUGGAAUGUGAUGAAAAACCAUUCAGAAUUUUGUAAGCUAAUGACAAUGGAGAACUAAACACAGAUUAACAACUAAACCCAAAUAUAUUUCCAAUAAAAAAGAACAAUUCUUGAAUUCUCGCAAACCACGGGUAUAUAUUACUAAAUAAUGAAAACUCAGUAAAUUUAUCCAAGCUCCUUUCAAUUAUUUGGAACAAAAUAUCCAAGGUUCCUCACACAAGUGCAAUGCGGUAGCUUAACUUUCUAGGUUUUCUCUUUUCAUUGCAUAAAUUCAUGGUUUUUCCUGCUAUCAAAUAGAGAACCAAUACAAUUGAAAAAUAAUAAAUUCAAAAACAUGAAUUUGGAAUGAUGAAUGAUGUAGGUUGUUGUUAAGUGAUUAUUAAAGUCUGUUAAGAAAACUGUUAGUAGUUGUUAGUAUGUUAACACUGUUAACAGAAAGGUUGUUAGGUGGUUAGUUCUGUCAAAACAAAUAUCUUAGAGUGUAAGCCAUGUGUGGCUAUAUAACAAGUGUAAUAAUUCUGAACAUAUUACGAAAGUAAUACAGAAAUACAAUCUAUAAUUCUCUUCCUUCUAACUCUAAGAAUUGUUCUUCUUUCUUCAUUUGUUGUUUUCUCUACAAUAUUCUUACAUUCUCUGCAAUCCUUCAUUUCUGCAAUCCUUCUGUAAGGCUAAUAGCCAAAGUGUAUUAUUUGAUAAAUCUUGGGAUUUUUAGUUGCUUAUUGGAUAUAAUCUGCAUUCUUUUGUUGCAAGAUUCUUGAAAUAUCAUCAUGUCUGAAUCUAUGAAGAUUGAGGGGUUGCUGGGAAUGCUUACAGUUAAGCUUCAAGAUGAUAAUUUUUUGAAGUGGAGUUUUCAAUUUCAAUUUGUUUUGAGAGGUUAUGAUUUGUUUGAUUUCUUUAAUGGAGAUUCGCCAUGUCCACCAAAGUAUGUAAUCAAUAUAGAAACUGUAAUCACCAAGGAAAUCACUACGGUGUACAAAAUUGGGUAAAGAAUGAUCUUGCAUUGUUAA
This is a messenger RNA of Malus domestica (apple), 4628 nucleotides long. RefSeq names its product probable 2-oxoglutarate-dependent dioxygenase SLC1. NCBI's taxonomy places the organism in Eukaryota, Viridiplantae, Streptophyta, Magnoliopsida, Rosales, Rosaceae. The record is from RefSeq and is a predicted model, not a curated record.